This is a messenger RNA of Echinostoma caproni, 477 nucleotides long. NCBI's taxonomy places the organism in Eukaryota, Metazoa, Platyhelminthes, Trematoda, Plagiorchiida, Echinostomatidae. The record is from the annotation of a GenBank genome assembly.
UUGCCUUGCUCUCUCUAUUAUCUCGAAUUUCAGAGUAUUACCAGUGUGUGGAAUGAGACAAAAUCGACGAAUGAGGCCACAUCGUCUGAGGAACUCUUUUACACAGCGAUUGGUGCUCUUGCCGAUGUUACCUCGGCCGAACUGGAGUAUUUGCACAAAUUUGCUGAAUGCACAUUAGUGCGAACGCACAAACCUACGGCUGAUUUCGAACGACUAACUUCCAUUGUGGCCACAAUGUUCCGAGCCGUUAUGAAACUUACCGAUGCGCUCUGCUCCGAAUACUCUCGUGUAAUCAAAUCGGUGCAUAAAACAAACGGAGACAUAAAACCGGCAAAAUCGGCUAGUCAGCUUGUGGGAAGUCUGCUCCUGGAAUGUGGAAACGCGCAAAAUUACAUACGGAAUGCCGCCCGCCUACUCAUACCCGUCCUUCAAUUGGCUUGUGUCAAUACCAAACGUGCGGCUGCGGAAGCUGAGUGA